This is a messenger RNA of Oryzias latipes (Japanese medaka), 2944 nucleotides long. The record is from RefSeq and is a predicted model, not a curated record. Lineage: Eukaryota; Metazoa; Chordata; Actinopteri; Beloniformes; Adrianichthyidae.
GGGACGCGGUUAUGCAACCCUCAUCUUAUCAGUAGGAGCAAAGUUCCUGAGCUUCUUCAGAACUGCAGAACCGACAAAAAGCUGCUGCAGGGCAGCAAAGGAAGAAAGGAGUGAGAAUGACUUCAGCUGGACAGUGAAGGAAUGCGAUGAAAGAAUUCCUCUACGGGUCGCGGCGUGCUGCUCGGGUCAGACGGGCCGUCGCUCCAAAGCCUCCAUGAAAUCCUCUCAGUUCUUCCUUCAGAGGACAGAAGAACCAAAACCUUCCAGGAGUUUCCUCCACGGAACGCUUCAGAGCAAUAAAACAAACCCCAGAGAGCCGUUCCUCAACAGAAAUGAAACAAUAAAGGAAAGUUUCUGUUCUAAAACCAGGAAAAUGUCGGAAUUCCUUGGAAGAGAUCAAAGAAAUCAGUUGGAAUGAUUUAGUGAAACAUUUUGUUCUACAUUUGUAGAUAAUCUCCAGUGUGAUCUGGACGGCGCCGUUCACCAGCUCGUCGGCAACAGCUCCGCCCACACGCUGGAGGAAGGCGGGAAGAGCGGCAGAACCUUCACGGUCGGCGCGUCUCAGUUUCCCGCUCUGGCAGCCGGCAGCGUCCUCUUCCUGUCCUCUCCUGACCUGGUCUGCGCCGCGGCGAAGGACGGGAGGUGGGCGGAGGAGACCGAGCGUUUUCUGCACACGUACACGCUGGGCGACCACGGUGACAUCAGCAUUUAUGCUCUGGAGGAUCUGCUGCAGGAGCUGCAGAGUCACUAUGAAGCUGCUGAGAAUCAGAGCUGUGCAACAGCCAGCAGCAUCAUGCAGGAAGCUGAGGCGUCGCCGGAAGUGGGCGUGGUCCUGGGCCGCGUGCUGACCCACGCUCUGCUAGGACACUGCUUCAGCGCUCAUCCUCUGCCUGAGGAGAGCUUCUUCCUGGACUUCAUCAUGGAUCACGUGGGCUCAGAGAACUUUACCGUUGAAGCUCUGGAGAAUCUCAUGAUGGUGCUGAACAUUGGAUCAGGAGAAGAUCAUGAGCAUGCAUUCAUGCUUGAUGACCAUGAGAGCCACCAUCAUCAUCAUCAUGAACAGAAAGGUCGGAGGAAGAGGAGCAGUGAAAAGCAUGAAGCCAACGCCACCUGGGAGCAUCGCUGUUUCUCUGCUGGGGAACUGCUUCAGAUCCACGGUCUGACUGGCUCCGCCCACUCCGGAAUGGGUCGGUCUGAGGUGGUCCGCCUCAGUCCUGCUUUCAUCCAGCAGAUCCUCAGUGGAGCGUGUGCAGAGGCGACCGAACCGGAAACACAAGACGGACUCACAGAGGCUGAGAGAUACCUCUAUGCCACUGUGGCCAACGUGGUGAUAACGCUGGUGUCCAUGCUCGGCAUCGUUCUGCUGUUGUGUACCUCGUGCACAAACGUUUUCCAGUUGUGUAUCCAGUUCUGCAUCAGCAUGGCUGUCGGUUCCCUCACUGGGGAUGCCUUGCUGCACCUGGUACCCAUGUUUCUGGGUUUACACGUCCACUCGGAUGAGGACAGCAGCUCUGAUCACAGCCAUGAGGAGGGAAUUCCAGAUUACACCUACAAGAUGCUGGCAGCGCUGGGAGGAAUUUACCUUUUCUAUCUGAUGGAAUCCAUAUUCUCUCUGAUCACACAGGAGAAUCACCACCAACAUGCAGAAGAAUCUGAUCCGCAUCACUGUGACCACGGCAGAGUUUUAGAAAUGUUCCAAAAGGAACGGAGACAGAAAGACAGAAACCAGUCCACGUCAGAAACUGACCUGGUCGAGAUAGAAAAGCAGAAGUCUGUGUCCGACCUGAAUGAAGAUAAACGAGAGACGCGGAUGCUGCCUUACAUGAUAACCAUCGGAGAUGGCAUCCAUAACUUUGCCGACGGCCUGGCAGUGGGCGCCGCCUUCUCCCUGUCAUGGAAGUCGGGCCUGGCCACCUCCGUGGCUGUGCUGUGUCACGAGUUACCACAUGAAGUUGGGGAUUUUGCUAUCCUGCUCUACAGCGGCAUGUCCGUCCCCAGAGCGCUGCUUUUGAACCUGGCCAGCGCCAUGAUCUCAUUCGUCGGCCUGUACAUCGCUUUGUCGGUCGCCACGGAUUUUGCGACCACGCAGUGGAUCACGGCGGUCGCAGGAGGACUCUUUAUGUACGUGGGACUGGCUGACAUGCUGCCCACGCUGGUCCACGCCAGGAGCAGGAGGCCGUGGUUGACGUUUGCUCUGCAGAACCUGGGCCUUCUGACGGGGUGGAGCGUCCUGCUGCUGCUGUCGCUUUUUGAGGACAAAAUCCACUUUUAACCGUUUUUCCAGGUGAACGCAGUCAGAGUUCUUCUGACGUGAGGUUUGUCCAGUGUGAAGGGACACCAUGAAUGAGAGACAAACUGGAUUCAUGCAUCAACCAAGACUUUCAAUGCACCCAAGCGUUCAGCUGUAGCAUUAGUGUAGCCAAAAAUACUGACAAAUGCUUGAAAAAACAGUGUUAAUGUGAAGUGAAGUUAGAUCUGACUGUGUAUUUAUUUAAUUACAUUUCUUUAACAUGUUAAGAUGCACAUAAAUAAACUAAAUCAGUGAGGGAACACUGAUGAUGAGCUUUAACGGACGUCAGAUGACAGAUUAUCUGAAGACUUUGUUCUUGUUUCUCUGAUUACAGAUUGUUCUGUUUGUACAUUAUAGAUAAUCGUCUUUUAGAACAUUAUCCAGAUUACCAUGAAAAGAAAUGUGGGGAUUGUAUUUAUGAAAGAUUUCUCUAAUAUCUGCAUUUGUGAAAAAGAUGAUCAAACCUGCAGAAGCUUCAGAGGUUUGGACCAUUUGGACAUUUUGAUGGUUCUCAGACACAAAAUUCACAGUUUUUCUUUGUUUUUUGAUGCUUUCAUGAAAAAUGAGUCGUAUUGUUCUGAUAAUGCAAAAUAAAGAGUUCAGAGCUUUCUAUGAACUAUAAAAAUAAAAGUUUGACAAACUGUCUUCAAAUCU